CAUAGGCCGGUGAAAACAAAAAACAAAAAAUAUAUGAGAAACGAAACAAUAAACGCUGUAAAUUGUACACAAACCGUCGAAAAGGAUUAAGGACAUUGUUGUAGCAGUGGGAGGGAGCUGGAAAUUGUCACCACCCCAUAUUUCGCACAUGGCCAAUUCAAAAGGUGUCGCGUGUACGGCUGUGAAAAAUCGACACAGUUUAUUUUAUUUAGUUUAAUAAGUGACUCACUGAAUUAAACGAAAUCAAAAUUUAAUGUGUACAAUAGUGCCUUUUUUGCCAAGUGUACAUUUAUGCAUUAAAAUUUAACGCACAACUUAUACAACAGUUAUGAGAUAAAGUAUAGAAGACUAGUUUACAAUUUUCUAAAACGGAAAUAAUUGAAUGACGCAAGAAAACAAUUAAAAGUUUUGGUCCGUCCAACUAAAAAGAUCUCCGAGGAAAGUUUUCGUUUAAGGUCGACAUUCCCUUCGCUCUGCACUUGUACUCAUAUUUCCAGUAAUCUUAGCUUUUCGCUUAAACUGCAAAUGCACUGCCAUAUCAUGGUCUAUGUUCGUAUUGUGCUUACAACGCUACUGACUAUCACCUGUCUUCUGGGAGAUAAUUUCGUCGAACUUACACAACAUCCGCUAUUAAAGGCAUUAGCCGAUAAUGCUACUCAUGCUAUAAUUGGUGCAUUAACCGGGAUCGCGUUCGCGGUUCAAUUCCACGAGCGCACCAGCAACUUGCUUGGAUGGUUUUUGAUUUUCUGUUGUUUUGCUGUAUCAUCUUUAAUCGAUUUAGACCAUUUUAUAGAAGCACGCUCAUUGUAUUUAGAGGAUGCGACUAAUUUACCACGUCGUCCUUUUCUACAUUGUUCGAGCAUAUUGUUUGUACUGCUCAUUUUCUAUAUAUGCACCGCAAGCCUCAACUAUUUUAAAACAUCAUUAACCUUCGGAGUAUUUCUUUGCGCUUUUAUUACUCAUCACACCCGUGACGCUGUGCGACGUGGUUAUUGGUUUUGCCCAGUAGGUCAUACCGGCCGUAUGCCGACUGUUGGCUAUAUUGUCUUCACAAUUUUGACACCAUAUUUGGUGGCCUAUUUACAUGGGAUUUGUCGUAGUGGACCAGUACAAUACUUCCUAGGACAGUAUAUAAAACUGAAUGACAAUUACCGAAUUGGUAGUGGCGGCUACCGCUACAUGAAUGUAUAAAUUUUUAUAUUUCCUAGUUAAUAACUAGUUGUUAAAUUUGUUGAGUAGUCCUAACAACGUAGCAAUUUAAUAUAAAACGUUAUGUCCCAAAGGAACAAAUACGAAGUGAUAGCACAACGCAAUUAAGCUUAUCUUAUGCAUCAAACUAAAGUAGUAGCAAUUACUAUUUAUUAGAAUUUCGUAGACACAAUAUCGAUUUAUAAAAUUUAUAGCAAACAUUGAGAAAAGCGAGAAUAGAGUAGAUCUAAGAAAUCUUUAAUACAACGUUUUCCAACAUAUUCAUUAACACAGUUAUAACUAUGGUUAAAUAAAACGCUCAUCUUCCAGUCAAACAUAAUUGACCAAAAUAACUAAUAGUAGUAGUAUUAAUAAAAAUAGUACAUGUAUCAUGUACUAUAAAAAUAAUUGCAUAGCUAUAGAUAUAAUGAAGUAACCAAUAAGGUGCUCAGAUUGUUAAAUAUUUUAAUACCUUCGCAUCAGAGCGGUUAUAAAUACGUAAUUAAUAUCCAUGUGAUAUUUUAGUCCUUACGAAAUACUUAAAUAUAUAAGUACACGCAAGUACAUUAAAUUUCAAAUAAGAUAUUUGUAUCAAAAAUGAAAAGGAAUUCCGAAAAGCUUAAGCGCUGAUUUCACUCACAAAAGACUACUAUACUAUACAAAUAUGACUUUUAUUAUAUAAUAGACCAAGUCUUUCACUGAUAAGAACGAAUUUUGUAAAAAUCCAAUUUUCAAUAACUAAAUACUUUUUCGCACUAUUAGAUAAAAUAUAUAGUGCAUUCGUUGCUAAUGCACAUCGUUUUAAAACUUUACAUACAUAUGCAUAUUUAGUAAGUCUUAAAAGUGGAAAUUGCUAGCUGCUAUAUUAUAUUCGAAAAAAUUUAAAUAUUUUUACUACAUAUACA
Messenger RNA from Rhagoletis zephyria (snowberry fruit fly), 2093 nucleotides. RefSeq names its product transmembrane protein C5orf28 homolog. The record is from RefSeq and is a predicted model, not a curated record. NCBI's taxonomy places the organism in Eukaryota, Metazoa, Arthropoda, Insecta, Diptera, Tephritidae.